Dendronephthya gigantea is the source of this 1250-nucleotide messenger RNA. RefSeq names its product E3 ubiquitin-protein ligase TRIM33-like. The record is from RefSeq and is a predicted model, not a curated record. The transcript has 3 exons. Gene Ontology annotation, biological process: positive regulation of DNA-templated transcription. Gene Ontology annotation, molecular function: zinc ion binding; ubiquitin-protein transferase activity. The coding region runs from base 57 to 1250 and encodes 397 amino acids. Lineage: Eukaryota; Metazoa; Cnidaria; Anthozoa; Malacalcyonacea; Nephtheidae. Gene Ontology annotation, cellular component: nucleoplasm; chromatin.
UAAAUGCGAAAGUCUACUAUUACUCCGCCAGGCAAUAAUUAUUAUAUAUACAAAGUAUGGCUAGAGCAGCAGAUCCUGCUCCUACCAAACAAAUAGAGGAUCUUCUGACGUGCUGCGUUUGUACAGAAACGUUGGAAGAACCAAAGACGCUUCCCUGCUUUCAUUCAUUCUGUAAGAAAUGUCUCGCGAAAUAUAUUGAAGUUCAACGUGAGAAAGCCCAAAAGGAACAGGGAGCCCAGCAUUUGUUUGACUGUCCUAUGUGCCGAACACAGUUCGAACUGAAACAAGGCGAUAGUGUGGAACGAAUUCCGCCAAAUUAUUUCAUCAACAACUUGUUAGAAAUACUGCCAGUCAUACGACAACAAACACAAAAGCUACGUUGUGAAUCUUGCAAAGCUCAAGCACAAGCAACAUGCAGAUGUAUUGAAUGCGAACGAUAUCUGUGCAAGAAUUGCUUGACAGCGCACAAAAACUGGCCAGACUUCGAACAGCACCUUGUGAUGACAUUGGAGGAAUUGGCGAAACGUGAGAACCAAAGCAAAGCGAAAGGAAAGCCACGUUGCCAAAAGAAAGGCCACGGAGAUAAAUAUCUUGAGUUUUAUUGCAAUACCUGUCAUGAAUUGGCGUGUAUGAGCUGCGUUGUCUUAAACCAUUCCAAAGCUAACCAUGACUAUCAUCCUAUUGACGCAGUGGCUGAACAGCACAAAAAAUCUUUGAAAACAACUUCCGCCAUUUUACAGAGGACGUCUAACGAAGUUAAAACAACCUUACAAAAAAUAAAUCACGCCACUGAAAGACUACAAGUCAACACCAAAAGAGCUAAAGAUAUGAUCCUGGAACAAGAAAAAGAAAUCUUGCAAAAGUUAACUCAGAAAGUAAAACACAACACAGCAGUCUUGCUUGGGGAAGUCGACAGAGCGCACAACAUAGUGAACCAAAGACUUGUACAACAACAUGACGAGAUGAAAGCUUAUCACGAGAAGGUGAAUGGUUCACUGGAUUUUGCAAAGAAUAUUAUUGAAAAGGCAAGCAAUGAUGAAAUCCUUUUACUUGGUACAGAAAUCCAGGUUAACGCCAAAGAUAUAAAGAAGGAUUGUCCAAAGAUGAAGAAACCAAUUCAUGAUGGUUUGAUUGUAUACCUUACAAAAACAACGGAAACUAUUGUUGGCAACUUAAACUUGAAUGAAUUAGGAGAAGUGGCCUGUGAUCGUCUGCCGUUGAACGCUGAUCGUGGUUCUAUACAUUAUUAA